ACCUCCCCUCUCCUUCCCAUCAUUCGUGAUAAAUAGACCCUUUUUUUUUUGCCUUGGUUCGAAUAUUUUGGUACACUCCUAGUGACAGUCGAACGAAGAACGAAACAAUGCCUUUACCCGUAAUAUCCAGUCGUAGCUCCUUUAUCGAACCUAUUAUUGAUACAACCAUCAUGACUUCCACAUCAACCUUAGAAAACGCCACUACUACCACUUCUACAACUAUGACCAGUUCAGCAGCAACACCAACAACGACAACAACUGGCGAAGAAAAAAUAAAUCAUAUCCCUGCGAUACAAACUUUGUCCACUUCAAUGCAGUCUUCUAGUUCAUCUGAAAGUUAUACUGAUGAUUCUACCAACGGCACUAUGGAUCUGGUUCAUACGACACCGUCACCACCAUCCUUGGAAGCCCAAGUCAGUCAAACAGACGAAAACGAUCUAUUAUUACAACCGGAUAUUCCUUUAGUAUUAGAAAGUAUGGAAGAGAAUCAUCUCAGUGCUACCAUGUUGGCUUUGUACGAGGAUCUUUUGCCAACCAAGGAAAGUUACGAUCGUCGAAUGGGUUUAGUACAAAAGAUUGAACAUUUAUUGAAUACAGAAUGGCCUGAUCGAAAUAUCAAAGCAAAUCUUUUUGGAUCUUCUGUCAAUGAUCUAGGGACAAAUCUAUCCGAUGUGGAUCUUUGCAUAACAACUCAAUGGAAUGGAUUACGAAAUGUACGAGUAUUAGCCAAGUUAUUUAGGAGGUGUGGUAUGCAACACGUUGUUUGUGUCCCUCGCGCCAAAGUACCUAUCGUUCGACUGUUCGAUAAAGAAUCUCAACUUGCUUGUGAUAUCAAUGUUAACAAUACUUUGGCUCUACAGAAUACCAAGAUGAUCCGAACUUAUGUAGCUAUUGAUCCUCGUGUUAGACCACUUGCCAUGAUUAUCAAACAUUGGACAAAACAGCGUAUGUUGAAUGAUGCAGCUAAUGGUGGAACCUUAUCAACUUAUACAUGGACUUGCAUGAUCAUCAACUUUUUACAAAUGCGACAACCUCCUAUUCUUCCUGUGUUACAUCAACUGAAAGGUGGCGACGACGCAAAGGAAAUGUUUUGUAGCGAUGCGGAAAAAUUACGUGGAUUUGGUGAAGCCAAUCGAGAAAGUUUAGGUGGUUUACUUUUUGCUUUCUUUCGACGAUAUGCUAUUGAAUUCGAUUAUGAUGAGCAGGUGGUUUCUGUACGACAUGGACGUUACCUAACCAAACGGGAAAAAGGAUGGCACAUUGGACGUAACAAGACAAGUUUAUGUGUGGAAGAACCUUUCAAUCUCACUCGUAAUCUUGGUAAUUCGGCGGAUAUUCGAUCUGUUCAAGGAAUCAGAAUGGAAUUGAAUCGAGCUUUAGAAAUGCUUGUUGCUGGACUUUCUUGGAAUACCAUAUGUACUCCUUAUCAAGUACUUAGUUUUGGAUCCUCAACUUCUCUUGAUACCAAUCCACCUAUCUAUUAUUCUUCAACUGUACAUUUUGGAGACAACAACGAUAACACUACAUCAUCGAAACAAUCAUCAUCAUCAUCAUCAUCAUCAUCAUCAUCAUCAUCAUUUUUACUAUCAUCAAGACAUCAUCAACCUGUAUUUCUACCAACAACUUAUUUAUCUGAUGUCAAACAUCCUACUGAACUUCACCCUCAUGAACGACGUAAAAGUAUGACUUACACCCAACGUCCUCAUGAUUUUGAUCAACAAUCACUCUCCCAUCGGCUUCAUACCAUUAAUCAAGGUUACCACAGGCGAAAUGGCACUUCUUUACCAGCAUUGAUGGAAACAAUUCCUGCUCAAUAUGUAAGCACAGCAACAACAGUACCAUCAACAAUGAUACAUCAAUUGGCAUCUAAUGGCAAUAAUAACCAUAAUAAUAAUAAUAAUACAAACAAUACAGCAUAUGUUACCUCACCAUUACCAUCACACCAUCAGGUCAUAUCCUUAUCUUCCGAACAACAUAGAACAGUAGACGCUAUAUUUGCAAGAUACCAUCGACAUCAUCCACAAUAUCAUUCUUCUCAGGAUAUGUCAUCACAACAUCAAUAUCAUCAGUACCAGAAUUUGCAACAACAAAAUCAUCAUCAUCAUAUCCAGCAGCAAUCAUCACGGAGUGGAGGGAAACGAGGAACAUCUUCACGACGUCAAUCGAACCAGAGCAACAGUAAUAAUAACAACAAUCCCAGUGACUGGCCCUCUAUAUCCGAACACCUUUCGCCAUCCAGUUCUGCCACUUUACAAACAACUCAAACCAAUACUCAACGACGCCGUCGAUGGUCCACAGCGAAAAAAUCACCUAAUUCCAAAAUAGAUGCAACACCCAUGUCCAAUACAACCUCUACCAUAGAAAUCAAAUUACCGACAAAGGAAAGGACCAUGGCCGACAUUGUGAAAUUGGAAGUGAAUAAUACGAUUCGAAUGGAUCGAUCCAUCGGCAACAAACAUGUUCGAACUUCAGCAUCAACAUCAUCUUCAUUAUCAUCAUCUGGCAAUCAGAGGAAAACGAAACAGAAUCAUGCCAAAACAUCAUCAUCAUCAAGAUCAAGGAAGAAGACAAAAGACUAACUCCCAUCUUAUUCAUUUAAUUAUUUACAUAUAUUAUCAUUUAGAUCUCCUACCCUCUACUCUCAUUUUAUUUAACAGAUAUACAUGAUCUCUUCGUUAUAGUUUC
This is a messenger RNA of Halteromyces radiatus, 2685 nucleotides long. RefSeq lists its product as uncharacterized. The record is from RefSeq and is a predicted model, not a curated record. Bases 108 to 2579 code for a protein of 823 amino acids. Gene Ontology annotation, molecular function: nucleotidyltransferase activity. Lineage: Eukaryota; Fungi; Mucoromycota; Mucoromycetes; Mucorales; Cunninghamellaceae. The transcript is spliced from 6 exons. Gene Ontology annotation, biological process: RNA 3'-end processing.